Molecule: messenger RNA, 2992 nt
Organism: Phymastichus coffea
Lineage: Eukaryota; Metazoa; Arthropoda; Insecta; Hymenoptera; Eulophidae
Product: segmentation protein cap'n'collar
Exons: 8
Coding region: 251-2095 (614 amino acids)
Biological process (GO): regulation of transcription by RNA polymerase II
Cellular component (GO): nucleus
Molecular function (GO): RNA polymerase II cis-regulatory region sequence-specific DNA binding; DNA-binding transcription factor activity, RNA polymerase II-specific
Source: RefSeq, a predicted model, not a curated record
GGAUUUGCUGGCCGACGAUUGCCUCUUAGACGACUGCGCUGAAGGUUUCCUCCACAACGAAUCGCUUGGACUUUCCGACGGUUUCAAUCUUGAAGAGGCUCUGCAGCUCGUUGGUCUCGAUGAGGUGGAACUCGAGAAGCCGGAAGUGAAGGAAAAGCCAAAAUUGAUUAGCGACGGAGGGCGAAGCGAUUCGCGCGCUUCCAACUCGGACAACGACGAGGACAAUCUUAAAGGAGCCGAAGCGAGCGACAUGAACGUGAUUCAUCCGCAGUACCAUCAUCCCCAUGCUCGCUCGUUCCAGCGAGGAAUGCCGCUGGUACGUCCGAUGGGUAUGGAGCAUCACCAGCGCUGGUCGGACAUGUUUAUGAGUGGUGGCGAGCCAUUCGCCCAUCCUGGACCCGUUAACUCGCUACACCAGUCGCAUCUCAAUUAUACCGUUCACCAUUCCCAUCAUCAUCAUCAACCCUACGGUGAUGUGACGGCGCCUCCACCUCGGCAUGCUCUCAUGAGCAAUGCCACUAUUCCACCACCAGUUGGCGAUCUUAAUUCUACGGGAACGUAUCACAAUACCGGCAACCUUGGUUCUGCAGUCGCAACUUCGAUGAACUUAACUAACAAUGGAGAAUCGUUGAGUGCGGACGGUGUUACGCCAUUUAAACCUGAACCAAGCGACAUGAUGAGUAGUUACUAUCCGAACCCGACUAACGACACUGUGAAUCAAACUGAUAUUCCAUUCUCGUUCCUCGAUGACCCAAUAUCUUGGGCCGACGAUUCCUUCGGCGUUGGUUUUAAUAACGUCACUGAUGGAAUGGCCUACGGUGCGAACUCGACGAGCGCCGGUGGCGGCGGCGGCGGCAGUGCGUCCAGCGCAGGGCCGACGGCGAGCAUGAUACCGGUGGCAGGCAGCACGCAGUCGCCGAACGACGACGGUCGCAUGGAAACGUCGAGCGACAGCGCGGUCAGCAGCAUGGGCAGCGAGCGCGUGCCGUCGCUGAGCGACGGCGGCGAGUGGAUGGAAACCGGGUCCAACUCCAGCCACACCCAGGCCGACACCCACUACUCGAUGGACUACACCGGAAAGUACCGCAUGCCGUACGACUGCGGCUACUCGCUGGCGCCGGGCGCUGGGCGUCGGGCCAACGGCGCCAACUGCCAGCAGUCCGCGGCGGAGCGAGCCGGCCUGGCGCCGGUGGCGCAGAAGAAGCACCACAUGUUCGGCAAGCGCUGCUUCCAGGAGCAGCAGGGCCCGAUGACGCCCGGGGCCGCGGCGCCGCCGUCCAAGUACGACUACGACGCGGCGCAGAACGUGGCCGUGGCCGGGCCCCCCGGCCAGGCCUACUCCGGGCCGAUCGAGGGCGCCGCGGGGCCGCAGCCCGAGAUCAAGUACAGCUGCAGCGUGGACUUCAGUCGGCACCAGUCGGCACGCUCGAGCUUGGAGCACGUGCAGCACAACCACACCUACAACCUGCCGGCGGAGAGCUCGGGCGCUCUGCAGAGACCGAUGUCAAGGGACAAGAAAGGUGAGUUCCCGUUGCGCGCGCGCGCCUCGCUCCCGUCUGACCGGAGUCCGAACGCGCUUGUUGCAGCCAGGAAGACCGAGGCCGACGAGCACAUGACGCGCGACGAGAAGCGUGCGCGCGCCCUCAACGUGCCCAUCUCCGUCAACGACAUAAUCAACCUGCCGAUGGACGAGUUCAACGAGCGCCUCAGCAAGUACGACCUGAACGACAACCAACUGGGACUGAUCCGCGACAUCAGGCGCCGCGGCAAGAACAAGGUGGCUGCGCAGAACUGCCGCAAGCGCAAGCUCGACCAGAUCAACAGCCUGAGCGACGAGGUGCGGGAGAUGCGCUCGAGGAAGAUGCGCCUGAAGAACGACCGAGAGUACAUGCUCCAGGAGGUGGCCCGGGUCAAGGAAAAGUUCGGCCAGCUUUACCGACACGUGCUUCACUCGCUGCGCGACCCGGCCGGUCGGCCCUACGACCCGCGGGAGUACAGCCUGCAGCUGUCGGCCGAGGGCAACGUGGUGCUGGUGCCCAAGUCCAACCAUUCGACCCACUACGGCUUCCCGCUGAAGAAGCCCGACCAGCAGUAGCAGCCACGACAGCACAAGGAGUGAGCCGCGAACCCGCCGAUCCCACGGAUCUCAGGACCAAGCUAACGAUGUUUAGCGCUGGAAGGCCGCGCCCCUUGACGGCGCACAACAAAUCCGGAGGUGUACAUAAGCGAACGCAGCGACGCGCGGCGUUGCGCCGCGGAGCUUGCAUUUAACAACCGUACGGCCGACGACGACGACGACGACGACGACGAGCGCGAUAAGCAUGUAGAUAAGAGUUCUAUAAGUAUUUUUCUAAGCGCGAGGCGAGCCGCUGCUUCUGGCUCCUCUACCUUGUAAAUACCACCGAGUUAGGCGUCUGCCGCAUACCUCGUUUUCAUCUAUUCUUCUUUCAUAUAAGUGGAUAGCUAAUAUUACUGUCGGUGUAGGCUGCCCUUCUAUUGCCGUACUAUCUCUUUAUACCCCUUUCUCUCGCGUAAAUAAACAAGGAAUUCCCACUUUUCUUAGUUGCACAUUCGCUCGUCGAGAACGCUUCUCCUUUCAGAAACGAGAAAUUCACGUCCGAGUAGAGCUGUCAACCGUCUUACGUUUUAUCGAGCGACAACGAUCAGAAAACUGUUAUUCUUGAUAAGAUAGUAACAAGCAUAAUUUUUAUAAAGAAAAGCAAAUAUUUAUUUAAACGGAAAACAACGAGCGAAAAAGUAAAUAAACAAUAGACGAUUCCAAUGCGUACAAAAGAAAAUCUAUCAAUGUAUAUUAUGUAUUUAUGAGAUAAAAUAAUAAAUCACUUACCUUUCAUUGUUAACUUGCUGAUGUUGUGAAUUAUUUCGAUAGAUUUUAAGAGAUCAAACGGUAAUUGCUUAAAGAUGUAUGCAUAAAUUUUUGUGUAUGUGAAUCGAAUAAAUGUUACGUACUCGACAAGGUAAAAAUAAUUCA